AUGCUUCCAAAAUUCUGUGAGAAUUGCUUUUUGUGGGGCCUUCUCAGUGCCUUGCGAGCAGUGCCCCCGUCCGGAUCCGGAUCCGUUCCUAGUGUUUGUGGCCUCAUUUUAUCCAGCCGAGCCAAUGAAGAUGGUUUAAUUGUGAAAAUUGGAGCCAUCUUUUUUGAUACGGAAAUGAAGUUGGCCGAGGCCUUUGAUGCAGCACUUCAAGAGGUGAAUGCCGUGAAUCCAGCCCUGAGACUGGAGCCCAUCAAACACUAUUUGACCGUUGACGACAGCAUUGUGCUGCAAGAUCUUUGUGACUGCGACUUGAUUGGAAAUGGUGUGGCUGCUAUUUUCGGACCAAGUUCAAAGACAAACAGCGAUAUUGUCGAGGUACUGUGCAACAUGACGGGUAUACCCCUGCAGUUCGACUGGCAUCCUCAGCAAUCGGCCAGGGUGAGACUCAAUCAUCAGCUGACUGUUAACGUGGCCCCCAUGGAAUUGGUCCUUUCGAAUGCCUGUCCGAUAUUUGGGAGCAAGAGCUUCGAUUGGAAGUCCUUUACCAUUGCCUAUGAGAAAAGUGCACAUUUUAGUCGUCUGCAGCAUAUAUUAGCCUGGAAGCAGCUACAUAAAACUGGAAUCAAAAUGCAGGAAUUCGAGCGAGGAGGUGACUACAGGAUUCUCUGGAAGCGAAUUAGCAAUACUCGUGAGAAAUUUGUUCUCCUUGAUUGUCCAACCGAUAUUUUGGUGGAUGUGAUCAAUGCCUCAAUUGCAUUUAAUAUGACUGGAUCAUUCAAUAACCUCUUUCUUACCAACCUGGAUACACAUGUCAGUGGCAUCGAUCGUUUCUAUUCGCGAGAGUUUACUGUGUCUGUGGCAGCUAUUAGGAUACGAGCCUAUAUUCCGCCACCAAUUCACGAUGAUGAUGUUUUUGACAAUGAAGUGGACACUAGGUUUGAUUCCCUGGCAACUCAGCUUGUUUACGACUCGGUUGUCCUGUUUUACAAUGCCCUGCUUGAGAUAAGUCAGCGUCCAGGAUUCUAUACUCCUCAAUUCAGCUGCGCGGGGUUUUGGCAGCCAGGACCUCGUCUGAUAGAACAGAUGAAAAUGGUGUCUCCCAAGCAGGUGAAACCCCCCUUUAAGACCCAGAGACUUCAGAUAAAUGCUGAGGGACAGCGUGAUGACUUCAACCUGGUAUAUAAUCCUCUUAUUGAUCGUGUGACCCAUAUUUGGAACAAGGAAUUUCAACUUGUGGACUUUGAAAAAAUAAGGGAGAAUUCAACUCAGGCGGUGAAACAAAGGCGUCUCGAGAACAAAGAGGAUUUCUCCCAAAAACCCGUACGCUAUACAGUGGCCACUCGUGUGGGUAAACCCUACUUUAGUUGGCGAGAGGAACCGGAAGGAGUUCACUUCGAGGGCAAUGAGCGUUUCGAGGGCUAUGCCGUUGAUUUAAUUUACAAAUUAGCCGAGAUAUGUAAAUUUGAUUUUAACUUUGAACCAGUUAGGGAUAACAAAUAUGGAAGUUACGAUGCGGCCACUGAUGAAUGGGAUGGCAUUAUUCGUCAGUUGAUAGAUAAUAAUGCACAAAUUGGCAUUUGUGACUUGACCAUAACCCAGGCACGUCGAUCUGUGGUGGACUUUACUGUUCCAUUUAUGCAACUUGGUAUAAGUAUUCUGUCUUAUAAGGAGCCACCGCCAAAGGCAGAUAUCUAUGCUUUCCUGAAUCCAUAUGGUGUUGAAGUCUGGCUGUAUGUAAUGAUUGCCAUGAUGAUAACAGCGUGGGCAUUGAUUCUCGCCGGUCGCAUGGAUCAAUAUGAAUGGGAGCAUCCGGUGGUGAAUGAAAAUCACGAAAUGGUUCGGGAAAAUACCUGGCAUCUGCAUAACACUAUGUGGUUGGUGUUGGGAUCGAUUCUUAAUCAGGGAUGCGAUCUUUUGCCAAGGGGUCUUCCCAUGCGUUUACUGACUGCCUUUUGGUGGAUCUUUGCCCUGCUUAUCUCAACAUACAUAGCCAAAUUGGCGGCUUUUAUUACCUCUUCGAAAAGCGGAGAUAUAGGCUCUCUUCAUGAUCUCGUUGACCAGAACAAGGUGCAGUUUGGCACAAUCCGCGGAGGAGCCACCUCAGUGUACUUCUCGGAGUCCAAUGAUACGGAGAACAGGAUGGCCUGGAACAAAAUGUUAUCCUUUAAGCCGGAUGCAUUUACCAAGAACAAUGAGGAGGGUGUGGAUCGGGUGAAGUUAAGCAGAGACUAUGCCUUCCUAAUGGAAACCACUAAUCUGCAGUACUAUGUGCAACGCAAUUGUGAGCUCACCCAGAUUGGAGAAAGCUUUGGAAAGCAUUAUGGCAUAGCUGUGCCGCUGAAUGCCAACUUUCGUUCCAAUCUCAGUGUGGGCAUCCUGAAGUUGAGUGAAACUGGAGUUCUGUACAAUUUGCGCAACAAAUGGUUUAAUAGCAAUGAGAGCACCUGUGACUCGGAUGCCUCCGUCGUCGAUGAUGGCCAGUUCGAUAUGGAUUCGGUGGGCGGACUGUUCGUGGUACUCAUUGUGGGCGUGAUUAUUGCAUUUGUGAUUGGCGUGGCCGAGUUCCUCUGGCAUGUCCAUCGCAUAGCAGUUAAGGAGAAGGUUGCUCAGGGCUACCAUCAACAGCGUGCCAUUUAGUAAUCGACGAAAUUGAUUUCAGAUACCAUCCUGUUGGCCCUGAAGGCAGAGUUUCACUUUCUCAUCCGCUUUUGGCUGACCAGGAAGCCCCUGCAUACCUAUCGCCAGAGCAGGGACUCGACCUCGACGGGAUACUCUUCCCUGGAGCAGAUAUCGAGUGCAUCCAGUGCCAAGAAGAGGAAAAAGACACAUAGGAGAAAGGACUAG
Messenger RNA from Drosophila serrata, 2844 nucleotides. It is a transcript of the gene GluRIIB, whose product is annotated as Glutamate receptor IIB. Gene Ontology annotation, cellular component: membrane. Gene Ontology annotation, biological process: monoatomic ion transport. Lineage: Eukaryota; Metazoa; Arthropoda; Insecta; Diptera; Drosophilidae. Gene Ontology annotation, molecular function: signaling receptor activity; ligand-gated monoatomic ion channel activity. The record is from RefSeq and is a predicted model, not a curated record.